Messenger RNA from Polychytrium aggregatum, 735 nucleotides. RefSeq lists its product as uncharacterized. The record is from RefSeq and is a predicted model, not a curated record. The transcript has 4 exons. The coding region runs from base 1 to 735 and encodes 244 amino acids. NCBI's taxonomy places the organism in Eukaryota, Fungi, Chytridiomycota, Chytridiomycetes, Polychytriales.
AUGACGAGCCAAGAGGUGGAACGUGUCAUGCAAGAGUACAUGAAGGCUGGCCGUUCGACCUUUGAGAUUGACCGGCACUGGCUCGGACAAGCCCAGCCCGGAAUAAUCCUGACUCAAGACUUGUGUCUGGCCUGUGAUGCAAAUGCAAACUGCGCAAAGGCCCUGAUUCUGAAUCCCCGGACAAUCCAAGGCAUCAUGGAUACCGUUAUGGAUAUCGGGCGAGCUGCCGAUGCACACGACGCCGCCAACACCUUGGUUCUCGAAAUGAAGGAUCGCCUGCAACGUAUCCGCGACCUGGUGAGCGCGAAACCACGGCUUAAAGUCAUUUCCCUCGAAGGCGUGAAUCCUCUCGUCGGCGGAGGACACUGGAUUCCGGAGAUGAAGAUCUGGGCCGGUGGAUACGAUCCGCUCUUUGAGCCAGGCUGCAACGCGCGCAAGCUGGAAUGGAAGGAUAUUGUCAGCGCCAACCCAGAGGUCUUGAUCCUGUGUCCGUGUUCGCGGCGUGGCAAUCUCUUCCUCGUCGACCAUGCAAUCUAUUCGCGUCCUGGACCAAGAGUCGUCGAUGGCAUCGCCGCACUUGCAUUCAUACUCCAUGGCGUCGAAGUCGAUAUCCGGACACCCGUCCAUAUCAUGCGGCUGAAGCAAAGUGUCGUCGAAGCUGUUUUGACAGGCAGUGCCGAUGCCAUGGGCAGCUGGCGGGAUUGGUUUGAGGAUUUGCGUGUUGGUAGUCUCUGA